Messenger RNA from Cephus cinctus (wheat stem sawfly), 1340 nucleotides. RefSeq names its product trypsin-1. Gene Ontology annotation, biological process: proteolysis. Bases 162 to 1094 code for a protein of 310 amino acids. The transcript is spliced from 6 exons. The record is from RefSeq and is a predicted model, not a curated record. Gene Ontology annotation, molecular function: serine-type endopeptidase activity. NCBI's taxonomy places the organism in Eukaryota, Metazoa, Arthropoda, Insecta, Hymenoptera, Cephidae.
GGCUGGUCUCAGUCUCCUCUAGACGUCGGUGCCAAUCGUGUUCGACGUCUACAAGUACGCAAGUGGUUAGAGCGACGACCGAUGAUGUCGGAUUGGCUUCGAUUAGAGAAGUUAAGUAUCACUGGAUAUUGCAUUUAACAGUUUUGCUUGCGAUUUCUAUAAUGACUGCUUUGAAUCUGUGGAUCGUCCUGACUGGAUUGUCAGUGAUCGUUACCAGUGAAGCUUAUCAGACAGAGGAUAAAAGAGUUUUUGGCCAGGGAAAAAACUUUUUUGGAUUUUUUGGUAACAAACCACCGGAAGCUAACGAACCUCCUGUGCAAUGUUACUGUAGCUGUGGUCUCAGAAACGAAGAGAGUCGAAUAGUCGGUGGUCAAACGACUCAUAUGAAUGAAUUUCCAUGGAUGGCUAGACUUUCAUAUUUGAAUAAAUUUUAUUGUGGAGGAACCUUAAUAAACGAUCGUUAUGUACUGACGGCAGCUCAUUGCGUUAAAGGUUUCUUUUUCAGGUUCAUGUGGUUCAUGAUCAAAGUCACUUUCGGCGAGCACGACAGAUGCGAUGAGAAAAUCAAUCCCGAGACGCGAUACGUUGUCAGGGCUUUUACGGGUGAUUUCAGUUUUCUCAAUUUUGACAAUGACAUCGCCAUUUUACGGCUCAAUGAAAGAGUACCUCUUACCGAUACCAUACGGCCAGUAUGUCUUCCCACGAUACGAGAUAACGCUUACGUCGGGACUCACGCUAUUGCAUCCGGUUGGGGAACCUUACACGAGGAUGGGAAACCUUCCUGUUUGCUACAAGAAGUCGAAGUUCCUGUGAUGAGUCUUGCCGAUUGUCGUAAUACCAGUUACAGUCCACGUAUGAUUUCUGAUAACAUGUUAUGCGCAGGAUAUCCAGAUGGAAAGAAAGAUUCCUGCCAGGGCGAUAGCGGUGGUCCUUUGAUAAGCGAACGUCUAGACAAAAGAUAUGAAUUAAUUGGGGUAGUGUCCUGGGGAAAUGGAUGUGCACGUCCUGGAUAUCCUGGAGUCUAUACUCGCGUUACCCGAUACUUAGACUGGAUCCUGGAAAACACAAGAGACGGAUGCUUUUGUGAAAAUUAAAAAAAAAUUUCUCACUGAUUAACCGAACCCGUAAAUCUUCCUCGAUAAGAUUCAAACGAGAGGAUUCAAAGUUCAUCACUGUGACUUUUGAGAAAUUACAAGAAAUUAAAAAAAAAAUUUAGCGACAUAAUAAAAAAAAAUACUCAGAGUACUCAGUAGUCAUAUCUAUCGUGUAUACGAUUCCAAUUAUUUAUUAUCAUUAAAAUGAAUUAUUGUAUAAAAAUUAAUAAACAAUGUAUCGAAGUA